GGGUUGGCUAAUGAUAAACUCGGAUAUUUGAGCUGCCUACCCCUCAGUUCGGCUUGGACUUCGUGGCGUUCACAAUGUGGUUGCAAACGUGUGUCGUGUUGAUGUGCAUUUCUCAGACAUUUGCCGAACAUCCUCUAAAUGACUACAAGAAGUCCAAUAACAAGGAAAUUAUUGUCACAAGCAUCAAUGUGAUGACGCGACUUUCGAAAAAAGUUCCUCAAAUAGCUUCACCGGAGCUGUGUGCACAAAAAUGUAACAAAGAGUCAUUCUUCAAAUGCAGGGCCUUUCACUUCAAUAAGUGGUCCAAAGAGUGCUCCAUGCUGGGAUUUACCAGCCUAACAGAAGGGACAAUUGUGGAAAUCAGUGAUCAGUUACAUCUGUAUGAGAAAAAAGAUUACGUCAGAGAAUGCGUCAUUGGAAAUGGAAUCACCUACAGAGGUCAAGCUAAGAUAACGAAGAGUGGGAGGUCUUGCCAACGUUGGGAUGCCACUCAUCCACAUGAUCCCAGAUAUCGACCCCAGUUGUACCCUGAGAAAGAGCUGGAAGAAAAUUUUUGCCGGAAUGCCGAUGAGGACGACGGUGGACCCUGGUGUUACACAACCGACCCCGAACUCCGCUUUGAAUCCUGCAACAUCAAACAGUGCAGUGACGAUCCUUGCCUCGUUUGCAUUGGACAAAGUUACCGUGGCUUUGUGGAAUACACGGAAUCGGGAAGGCGGUGCCAGAGAUGGGAUGCUCAGAACCCACACAAACAUCAGUUCAACCCGAGCAAUUACCCGAAAUUCAGUCUAGAUGACAAUUAUUGCCGUAAUCCAAAUGGCCGCUCCAGGCCUUGGUGUUUUACAACGGACAAAGACGUCGAAUGGGAAUACUGCGACAUCAAGAAGUGUGAAGUUCAACCGCAAGUGAGACCAUCCCGGGCGAGUGGCCGGCAUUGCUUGGAAGGAAAAGGGGAAAAUUACCGCGGCCCUGUGAACAAAACAGCCACCGACAUUGUGUGCCAGAGAUGGGACAGCCAGACGCCCCAAAGUCAUAAAUACCUGCCUUCAGACUACAAGUGCAAAGACCUUUCGGACAACUACUGCAGAAACCCCGAUGGAGCUGAGGCUCCAUGGUGCCUCACCGUAAAACCAGAGGUGCACAAAUCCUACUGCUUCCAGAUCGCAAGAUGUCCCGAGGGCAAUGCAAAUGACAAAGAAGCUUGCUACGACGGAAUUGGUGAGGACUACAGAGGAAGAGUUUCCACAACCCGCCUUGGUAUUCAAUGCCAGCGCUGGGAUUCAAAAUCUCCACAUAAACCAAUUAUAGAUGUGAAGAAUUACCCCAAAGCAGGGCUGGAAAGGAAUUACUGCCGAAACCCGGACAAUGAUCGCCAUGGUCCCUGGUGCUACACCACCGACCCGGAGCAAGAGUGGGACUACUGUGGCCUUAAACCAUGUGCUGGAUCUCCAAUUCCUGGACCAACACUGGGUGAAGGCACCGCUGAUUGCAACAUCUGUGGUACGAAGGGACAAAAAUUUGGUCGCAUCAUCGGAGGGGAACCAGGAGACUCCCCGUGGACUGUGAGCCUGCGUGAUGGGAAAGAGAAACACUUCUGUGGUGCUGUUCUUAUUGACCGACUCUGGCUGCUCAGCUCACGCCAGUGUUUUCCAUCCUGCAAUGUAGAUGCCAGCCAAUAUCAAGCCUGGAUUGGAAUAAAGAAGGAAGACCAAGUUCCUGAUAAUUUGAGUUCCCAAUCAAUCGCCAUUUCCAAACUCGUUUGUGGCCCAGCAAAUGCAAAAAUUGUCAUGCUGAAACUGGAAAGAGCAGCUUUUAUCGAUAAAGAUGUGAAACUGAUCUGCAUGCCAGUUCAAGGAGCCAUAGUUCCUGCAGGCACUUCAUGUGAAAUCUCUGGCUUUGGAGAAACACAUCGUUUGGAACAGAACGGUGCUCUGAACAUCGCAUCCAUUCAAGUUGUUGCCGGGGACACGUGUGGCGUGCACCACAAGCGGCAGAUUGAAGACACCGAGAUUUGUGCCGGGAAUACAGAGGGAAAGAUCGACAGCUGCGAGAGAGACUAUGGUGGCCCUUUGGCAUGUAAGGAAGAGUCCUGCUAUGUGCUGCAGGGCAUCAUCACACCAGGACGCAGCUGUGCAAAGCUCAAACGGCCAGGUGUUUUUGUGCGUGUGGCGGCAUACACUGACUGGAUUAAUAAAGUCAUUGGGCAGAGAAACCCCGUUUAGCCUCCAAGCAGAAUUGCCAGCUAUUAAGGGAUACAAUUAGGGGGUUGGAAUAAUCUAACCUUUUUUCUUUUUAGUUCAACUCGCAUAAUGGGAAUUGCAAACUGCUGUCCAUGGAAAAGUGAAGUGGCGAUUAAUUUGAAUGUGGUGGCAAUGGGAAUACAAUUGAUGAAAUCACAUGAUUAAAUUAUGACAGAGAGGGUCAUUAAUUGUCAUGAUGUAAUUUUCACAAGUGUGCAUUUUGUGAAAAUAGGAUGUUCAUAUAUGAUAUACCUAGAGACAUUAACCCUAUAGUCUGAGUACUACAUACCUAUACCAAAUACAGUUUUACAAACUUAAGCAUAAUUUUGAACUAUGGGGUUAAAAAAUUAAAAAUUUUCAUCAAUCGCUAUAUUUAAGUAAAUUGAUUUUGAAUUAGUUGCAUGUUUUUCUGUAAUCUUUAUGAAGUGGAUCACUUUUUUUUUAUUUUAGCAGUGUUUAUUUGGUCAAUACUGUAUACUAAGUAAAUUUACAUUUCACAAGUGUGCUGUUGGUGUAUGCACAUUUUGUUGCAAAGAGAAUCAUGUAAUUGAUUGAUAACAUUUCCUACAUUUAAAUUGAUUCAUCAUAAUAUAACGACAUUAUUGAUUGAAAUUGAUCAUGGUAUUCGAGGUAAACAUUCAAUUUGCAAACACAUUAAAUGUGUGCUUUGUAUGAACUAUCGAUGUGUGGAAGAUUAUUGCUUACAAUGUUACCCCACACAUUUAAAAUCACAGUAAAGUGCAUCCGUGGUAGAAACCUAAUGUACCCUGCCCUUUCCGAAUGUUUUUUGUAAGUUACAAGCUGUAUUAAAUGCCUUUCUGAUGUA
Molecule: messenger RNA, 3066 nt
Organism: Lethenteron reissneri (Far Eastern brook lamprey)
Lineage: Eukaryota; Metazoa; Chordata; Hyperoartia; Petromyzontiformes; Petromyzontidae
Gene: MST1
Product: macrophage stimulating 1
Biological process (GO): regulation of receptor signaling pathway via JAK-STAT; proteolysis
Molecular function (GO): receptor tyrosine kinase binding; serine-type endopeptidase activity
Source: RefSeq, a predicted model, not a curated record